Sardina pilchardus (European sardine) is the source of this 2943-nucleotide messenger RNA. RefSeq names its product 4-galactosyl-N-acetylglucosaminide 3-alpha-L-fucosyltransferase 9-like. Bases 602 to 1873 code for a protein of 423 amino acids. NCBI's taxonomy places the organism in Eukaryota, Metazoa, Chordata, Actinopteri, Clupeiformes, Clupeidae. The transcript is spliced from 2 exons. The record is from RefSeq and is a predicted model, not a curated record. Gene Ontology annotation, cellular component: membrane. Gene Ontology annotation, molecular function: alpha-(1->3)-fucosyltransferase activity.
UCAGGUCCCUCGGGUGACAUCCGCAUUGGGUCAUUUCAAACACGUCCUAAGGACGUCCUUGUUUGAGUCUGACAGUGACGUCCGCAUUGGGUCAUUUCAACGUCUCAAGUGUAAGCAUUAUAUACAACAAUAUAUUCCCACUUAUAUACGUGUUCUGUCUUUGCCCGGCGCUUCAAUGAGGUUGAAUUGGACUGCAAUUAAGAUAUCUGAGAAGUUAGAUGGCAAUGUUAUUAGGAAUAAACCACGAUUUAUCUGGCUCCAUAAGAUAUAUUGUACCUCUAAUAAAUUACCAAAUAACUAGUUUGUUAACUAUGGCAGAGAAUGGAAUGGCACACUAGACUUUGGAGAUAUGCAAAUCUUAGCCCUCGCUGUGGGAAGAAAAUAGACUGGAAAAACUGGAAUAACGGGAGAAUGACAAGGCGUAUCGAAAAGCUGUAUACAAGCCACCAUCCUCUUGCAACUAAUGUGGGCUGGGUGUGGCAUAGCCAACAAGGAACAUCUGACAGCGGACUUCCAUGCGCCUGCCAGAACUAACACAGAAUGCUCGAUUUAGUGCAAUUUUAACUGCAAUUAUUUGUUUCCUCGAUUUCAAAGAAAAUAUAUGUUCCUGGAAUUUUUUGGUGUCUCAGAAAGUAGCAUUAAAAAAAAAAAAACAUCCCUCCAGGGCAUUAAUAGACCAGCUUCUACGAGCCUGUGGAGUGGAGGAACUGUUGUGUUUCUUGCUUUGACCACACAUAGCAUUUCUCAACAAAUGUUGGCAAUGGCUUCUACGACCACUAACAUCAAGCAAGUGAUUUUCUACCCAGUUUUUGUUACUUGUGGACUGAUAACUUUGCUGCUGUUUUUUCAUUCCGUUGACAAACUGUCAUCCACAGUCUGCCCAACUUACUUUACGAAGGCACCUGAUGUGACUGUGGCAAAGCCAGAGAAACCCAUUCUUUUGAUCUGGUUGUGGCGGCAGGGUGUCAAUUUUGACUUCGACAAAGACUGCAUGACCUAUUUCAACAUAGACAGCUGCGUUCUCACAGAUGAUCGCUCCUUGUACAGUGCUGCAGAUGGAGUUUUAUUCUAUCAUAAGGCCAUCGAUAGGAAGCUCAACAAUCUUCCUAAGGGUCCACGGCCAGCAUUCCAAAAGUGGAUCUGGUUCAAUAAUGAAUCUCCAACCAACACUGGCAGAAGAGCUGGAUGGGAUGGAUUGUUCAAUCUGACUUUGACCUUUAGACGAGACUUAGACAUUACUGCUCGCUAUGAACUGAGCAUUGUGAGAAGUCAGGAACAAUUUGUGCUUCCCCAGAAAAAAAAAAUUGUUUGCUGGAUUUCAAGCAAUAACAUAGCGGGGACUGGUGCAUCAACCCGACUGAACUAUUACCAUGAACUAAAGAAGCAUAUUGAUGUGAAAGUAUACGGUCGAGCUGUCUCAGGAGCAAGUUUUCUAAGGGAUGAAGACUAUUACUCUACCAUUGCUAGCUGCAAAUUCUACUUGGCCUUUGAGAACUCCAUUCAUGAGGACUACAUCACAGAAAAGUUAAAUGGACCAAUGGUCAGUGGGACUGUGCCAGUAGUUUUAGGCGCAUCCAGGGAGAACUACGAACAGUUUAUUCCUGCAGACUCAUUCAUCCACGUGAAUGACUUUCCUAACCCAAAAGCUUUGGCUGAGUACCUGCUUCAGUUGAAUCAAAACAAAAACAUGUAUAUGCGUUACUUUGGAUGGAGGAAAUACUUCAAAGCUACACCUCAUCUUUUAUCAGCACGCAAUGUAUUUAUACAGCCCUUCUGCGCUGCCUGUGACCAUAUUGGUAAAGACAACACCUAUAAUGUGGUCCACGAUCUGUUCUGGUGGUAUCAGAAAAAUGUUAGUGGGCACUCAUGGUAAUGCGAUGAUAAGAUCUCUAAGGCUGCAUUUACAGCAGUAGUUUCUGAGUAGGUGCAUAGAAAACCCAGGAUGAAGCUUUACAUUUUGUUUUUUAGUCUGUCAGAGUGCAAACCAAUCCAGCUUCAAUUUUACAUGACCUUAAUGACCUGGACCUGACCUGAAAAAGUUAAGAUUAUCUUAUAUGAGGUAGCCAUUAAAUCAUUAAAAUGUUUUUCAAUUUCUCCUUCUGGUGUGGGCUUCAGUUAGUUACCUCCACCAAGGAGGUUAUGUUUUCAUUGGGGACCAGCGUUUGUUUGUUUGUUUGUCUGUCUGUCUGUUUGUUCCAGGGAAGGUCAGAAAUGACCCAAGGAAGAAAUGAUUACAUUUUGGGAGUGAUCCGUAUCACCGUCGGGAUUCCGGAGGCGUUUAUGUUUUUCGCUUAGCGUUGUAAUGGCAUGGUUUGGCCACGUGGUGGCGAUCUGAAUAGUUUAGGGUCAAAUGUAUGACAACCUAGGAAGAAUAUACAGGCGGAGCUUAGUCUAGAUUAGUUUGAUCUCUGUAAAGACUCAUCAUCACACAUCAUUGGGAUUUCUUAUAGCUGGUCACCUGUUCAUCUCUUUAGUUAUUGUUUUAAAAACUUAAUUAUAAAUCAGAAUGAGAGAGCAGCGAAUUCAUACCGUCACAUUUAGUCACAUUAUUGAGUGACCAAAUGGAAUAGGGUGAAUGUUCAUUUUAGCAUGUGACGUAUACACUGUACAAAAUGUCACUACCUCCGACCGUCUUGGAUAGCCUGUCCCACUGACCCAGAUGUCUCCUUUUUCAAAAUUAAACCAAAAUCCUACAGGAUUCCAAUAGCAACAAUCAAAAAUACCAAAAUCCCAAUCAACUCUACGCUGUAGCUCCUCUAACAUGACCGCCCCAGAAAUGUAACGUCAGGGGUUCGUCGAGGGGAUGCUACUUGGGUCGCUACUUUGGGGCUUAUUUCAGAGAUCCAGUUGCUUAUUUUUGCUCACGUGACCUGGCAACAUUGAUGCUGACUACUCAUGUUUUCAUACAUAUUUACUUAAAUAAACCUAUUUUUGUUAACGCUU